Molecule: messenger RNA, 1374 nt
Organism: Blepharisma stoltei
Lineage: Eukaryota; Ciliophora; Heterotrichea; Heterotrichida; Blepharismidae
Source: the annotation of a GenBank genome assembly
AUGGCGAAAAAACUGAUUUUUAUUCUGACGCUUCUGUUUGCCGCUUUAGGAAGAGAACUUCUCUACCCAGAGCCUCAAAAAGAUAACCCUGAUAACUGAGGCAAUCACCCUAGACCCCACAGGCCUAAAAGACGGCAUGACAAAGAUGAUCAUGACGACCAAGACGAUUCUCCACACAGGUGGAACCAUCCAAUCCAAAACAAUACCCGGCCAGUUAUAGGGAUUUUAUCCCUUCCUAUCCACCCUUAUGAGCCUUGGAACACCACUGCCAACACUUAUAUAGCAGCCUCUUACGUUAAAUUCGUCGAAAUGGGAGGUGCAAGAGUUGUCCCUCUCAGAGUCGACCAAAGUUUCGAAGAAUUAAAUUUCUUGUUUUCUAGGCUAAAUGGCAUUCUCUUCACUGGUGGAGGUGCUAAUGUGUGGACUAAUGAUUCCAUUCCUACAUGGACUCCAGAUUAUACUGAAAAAGCGUGUUAUCUUUAUAGAUUAGUCAAAGAAGCUAAUGAUAACGGAAAUUAUUACCCUCUUUGGGGCACUUGUUUAGGCUUUGAAGCAAUCCAGGUGUGUGAAAACAAUGAGUUUGAAACACUUGGAAAUUUCAAUGGAGAGCCACCUUAUACACAAAGUCAUGAUUUUACACCUAAAGCGAAAUGGAGCUAUUUAUUUAAUGGGAUUGGAAGAAAAUAUGGAGAAAUUAUAAGGAAGAUUAUGACUGAUAGAAAAACUUCAUUGCUUUCUCAUAGCCAUGGAGUAAGUCCGAGUAUGUAUCAGGGAGAGAACAAUCUUACUGCUACAUUUAAUAUGCUAACUCCCCUCCGUGAAUGAACAAAAUCAUUGGAAAAUCCCUAUUUUUGUUCAAAAACCCUCCCUCCGUGAAUGAACAAAAAAUUUUGAUAUGUAAGUGAUAAUUAGUAUAAUGAAAUCUCUAGCUAAUUCUGUUUAAUUAUAACAGCUUGCAUUUCAAAAUAUAAAUUUUACAAAUUCAAUAAAUAUUUGCUCUCCAGAUUUUGCGAAUCGGAAUUUUUUUUAAAAAAAAAUUAACUUUUUGUUUGAUCACGGAGGGGAGAAAUAAGCACAAUGCUUGAUAAAAGUGGAAACAGGUUUGUUGGAAUUAUUGAGGGGAAGAAGUAUCCAAUUUUUGCCACCCAGUUUCACCCUGAAAAAAAUAUUUAUGAAUGGGACCCACAGGUGCCUCAGCCUCAUGAUUUUUACUCAGUUAAAGUUUCAACAUACUUUGCUGACUUUUUAGUAUCUGAAGCAAGAAGGAAUAAUAACAGCUUUGAAAGUGAGGAAGAGUUGAAGCCUUAUUUAAUCUACAAUUGGUGGCCAAUAUAUCAGAAUGGCUAUUUCACUCAAUCCUAUUAUUUUCAAUAA